Molecule: messenger RNA, 861 nt
Organism: Bombina bombina (fire-bellied toad)
Lineage: Eukaryota; Metazoa; Chordata; Amphibia; Anura; Bombinatoridae
Product: thioredoxin reductase-like selenoprotein T
Exons: 5
Biological process (GO): cell redox homeostasis
Cellular component (GO): endoplasmic reticulum membrane
Molecular function (GO): thioredoxin-disulfide reductase (NADPH) activity
Source: RefSeq, a predicted model, not a curated record
GACAGCCAUUCUUGUAUUGGCGGAAGUAACAAACAUGGCGGAGGUAAGGCCUUUCUCCUGGCUUUUACUAUUUGUUGCGUUCAGCGCUCUUACUAUACGAGAUGUAUACAGAGGCCGGACCCCUCCAGCCAGCAUCCAGACUACUUCAGGAAGUGUAGUAACGUCGGGGAGACCCGGACUGCGUUUUCUGUACUGUGUGUCCUGAGGUCAUCGACGAGUGUAUGAGGAGCUUGCACGCAGCAUUCAGCAGUUGUAUCCUGAACUGGAGAUCCAUGGAGAAAACUACAUGCCCUCUGCAUUAUAUAGGCAUACUGCAUCAAUCCUUGCUGUGCUGAAGCUUCUCCUCAUCUUUUGUGUUAUUGUUGGUUGUGACCCAUUUAAUGCAUUGGGUGUCCCAACACCGGCCAGCUGGAUUUGGGCUCAAAAUAACAAGGUUUUUUCCUGUCUAAUGAUUUUCUUUGUAUCCAAUAUGUUGGAGAAUUUCUGUUUAUCAACUGGAGCUUUUGAGAUUCUGUACAAUGACACUCGCAUAUGGUCUAAGUUGAAGACUGGAUAUGUCCCAGGUAUACAGGAGUUGCUGCAGAUUCUGAGUUCUCAUGUGAAGUCAAAUUUAGCUGGGGAGAAGGAUUCACACUCAUCUUGGAGAGACUAAAAAGCGAGCAGUGUGGAAUUGUUGCUGUGACCCUCCUCCUCCUUUCUCAGCCUCCACUCUGGAUUUAUGAAGGGUUGCAUUGAAAACUCCUGGAGUAAAUGCUACUCUGAGAUUUUCUAGAGGGGGGGAAAGAGAAAGCAAGAGGGGCGAGUCUGUUUAAAAUGAUGGACAUUUUAAAAUGUAAUAAAUUGACAACUUCUGAACAAUAA